AUGGGCCGUGAGGCGGUAGACGGCGAGCGCCGACCGCCACCGCAGCCGGUGGUGGCUGGUCCGGGAGUUUCCACCGACCCCUCGACAUCAAGGGGGCCCUGGCGUAUGCUGUUCGAGCCAUCCUGGACUCGAGGCGUCAGGCGAGGGGCCUUCAGUACCUCGUGGAGUGGGAGGGGUACGGUCCAGAGAAGAGAUGCUGGGUGCCAUUGGAGGACGUCUUGGACCCUUCGUUGCUGCGGGAUAUCCACCGUCUCUAUCCGGAUCACCCUGCGCCUCGUCCUCCGGGUCGUCUCCGAGGUCGGUGUCGGCGAGCUGCUGGAGCCACACAUCAAGGGGGGAGUACUGUCACGACUUCCGCCGAAGGGGAAGGGGUGUGUGUUUGGGCCAGAUGGGGUACAGGUGCCCAUCUGCUCCCUCAAACCCCCCUUCUUUAGAGAGCAAUGCCCAGCUCUGGCAGUAAAACCCAAACGGUUCUUCAUCCAGGCCUGCCAAGGGACCAGCUACCAGGAUGAUAGGCGUAUGCCUAAUUUACAGUUCUACCUUGGACAGAGGGCCUCCUCCCCUGAUGGUAUCUACAUUGAGGACUUUCACAAUAACUGGUAUGGGAAAUAUUCAAAACUGGAAAGAGUUCACUCAUACAUACAAUGGUUGUUCCCUCUUCAAGAACGAGGAAUGAAUAAUCAAGCCAAAGAAAUCACCAAGAAGGAAAUUGAGGCUUUUCUUGAAGAUGAAACUGCAAAGAAGAGGCUGGUCAAGUCGUACAAGCUCAUGCUGGACUUCUACGGCAUCCAGCUGUCAAAUGACUCAACAGGGGAAGUACGACGUGCUAAUAACUGGCGUGACAGAUUUGACAACAUGGACAGACAUACACACAACAACCUGCGCAUCACCCGCAUCCUGAAGUGCCUGGGCAUUCUGGGGUUCCCCCACUACCAGGCCCCACUUGUCCACUUCUUCCUGGAGGAAACUAUUGUGAAAGGCAACCUGUACAAUGUGAAGGAGAGCGUGCUCAACUACUUCAUUUCCGCUGUCAUUGUUCAGCAACAACGCAAGGAAUUAGUUGAGUAUGGUUAUAAGCUCUAUGAGGUCAAACAUCAGUUUGUGUGCCCUAAGAAGAUCAAGAGUACAUUUAGGGAAGGGACAUUCCCACAUAAUAAGAACCCAAUUGAUCUGAAACCAGAUCCGAAACAGAAUGGCAUAUACUCAGAUGACAGUGAUGACAACACUACCAGUCAUUAG
Oncorhynchus keta (chum salmon) is the source of this 1239-nucleotide messenger RNA. RefSeq names its product opioid growth factor receptor-like. Gene Ontology annotation, biological process: proteolysis. Gene Ontology annotation, cellular component: membrane. Gene Ontology annotation, molecular function: cysteine-type endopeptidase activity; opioid growth factor receptor activity. Lineage: Eukaryota; Metazoa; Chordata; Actinopteri; Salmoniformes; Salmonidae. The record is from RefSeq and is a predicted model, not a curated record.